UGCUAAAAGAUUUAUAAGAAAGUUGGGUCAACGCCUCCCAGAAAAAAGUGGCGACCCCAGGUCCGGCGCAUAUUUGGUCCAGCAUAUUUCGUUGGCCGUCCAAAGAGGUAACGCCAGCAGCGUGCUAGGCACAUUUACCCGGGUACCUGUCGACCCUAGUAUAUAAUAUUGUAAAUUAUUUAGAUUUAGUAUUUAAGUUUGUUAACUACUAUACAAAAGCACAUGUAAAUAUUUUUUUAAGUCUUCAAUGUAAUAAAAUAAUUUCUCUUUCUACCACAAAUAUCUUUUUAACAUUGGCAACAUGUGCGAGUGAGACACUGCACCCCACUUUUGCUACCUUAUGUGGACCGUUUUCUCUAGUCUGGUACGAACACCUUUCUGGCUCAGUGAUAAGGUUCAAUUUAGUAUGACAAAAACAUUAAAGCGUCCUCCACCUUUAUAUCUCCAUGGUCAUAUCCAUAUGUCAAAGACGUCAAAGUCAAAAGUCAAGUGUAAACAAAACAGCAUAGGUUAUUGAUAGGUUAUAAAUGAGUGUUUUAUUAUUAUAAUUGGUUGGUAAUAGAAUAUAAUUGGAAACCAGUGAUACGUCAGUGUAGUGUAGAAUCAUAUUGGUAAAACUUAUUAAAACAGCGAAAACGAUUUUCCUAAGGUAAAGAUAAAGGUAAAUUUCCUAAGGCAUCCUCCAGCAUCUCCUGAGGAUGCCUCGUAGAGAGGCGAAACACGUGUCGAGUUUUAUACUUUUGAUGGUGGGUUGUUAUAUUUAUUUGCGUAUUUAUUUUUGCGGUGGGAGGGUGGGAACAUUAAUUGCAUGUAAAAAUACGCAAGUAAGUAUAACAGGUUAGCACUGAUUGACUGACACGUUAUUUUCUCGCGGAUUAGCAAAGUAAUAUUUCUUGCUUUAAUUAGCAUGGAUUUCCGCAAAGUAACGCCUGAUUCUAUUAACCAAAUUCUUUUCGUUGUCUUGUGUUUUGUCCCCAAAAAAUCUGACGGAGUGGAGCUUUUCGUAUGAGAUGAAAUUUCGUUUUUAAUUUUUCUUAUGUAAAAUAUAAUCUACAGCUAGAAAGACAUACUUCUUCCUCCUGCCCUUAUCCCACGUUAUGUGGGGUCAGCACAACAUGCUCUUCUCUUCCAUUCUCCUCUAUCUUUCGUCACCUCAGCACUCACUCCUUUCUUUCUCAUAUCCUCUUUCACACAAUCCAUCCAUCGUUUUUUUUGGGUCUACCAUCCGCUCUCUGUCCAUCAACAUUCAUUCCUAACAUUCUUUUUCCUAUAUGGCAUUCAUCCCUCCUCAUUAAAUGCCCAUACCACGCUAACUUACCACUCCUUAUCUUCUCCGCUACUGGUGCUUCAAACUUCCCCUUAUAUACUCAUUCUUAAUCCGAUCCUUUCUCAUCACUCCACACAUCCAUCUCAACAUUCUCAUUUCCGCUGCGUGCACUCUUCUUUCAUCCGUCACUUUCGUUGCCUAGCAUUCUGAUCCAUACAUUACAACAGGUCUCACAAUCGUCCUGUAGAUUUUGCAUUAUAGAAAGACAUACAACAGCACUUGACUUUAUUUAUUUAUUUGAUAGAUACUUAACAUAGAUACAAAUGUGACGGAGUGGUCAGAAACAAGACAACAAAUAUAAUUUUGACCCAACUACCUAGCAAAAGUGUACCCAUGAAGCUGAAAGACUGUUGUGUGCGUCUGGAGCGGAUUGUUGUGGACCCAUUCACUGACAACACGGGUCAUGAUGAUGAUAAUGAUAUCAAAUUUUCAUUGAAAGCGAGCGGUAGUGAGUCCGGGCUGUCCGCCGAAAGCACUGCGAGCAAGCGUCAUACACGUGCUUUGACCACACGCAAAAAGAAGGAGUACCCAUGCGUAAUAUGCAAAAAAGUGUUUACUACACAAUAUAAUUUAAAAACUCAUGAGUUCGUACACACAGGGGAAAAACCUUUCUCGUGUGUCAUUUGUAAGAAAGGAUUUUCACAUAUAAGUAAUUUAAAGGUACAUGAAUUCAUUCAUACGGGAGAAAGACCGCAUUCCUGUCAAUUAUGUCAUAAGAAGUUCAGAUUCUCAAGCACAUUGAAAAAGCAUAAACAUGUUCAUAUGAGCGUAAAUACUUAUAAUUGCGAAUUAUGUCAAAAAAAGUUUAAAUUCUCAUCUUCGUUGAAGAUACAUAAACGUAUACACGUGCCGAUUAAACCUUACUCGUGUCUAGUAUGUAAACGAGAGUUUUCACAAUUAGAGCAUUUAAAGCUGCAUGAAUUAAUUCACACGGGGGAGAAGCCUCACACUUGUGAAAUAUGUCAGAAAACCUUCGCAUCGGUACAAUAUUUAAAUAAACAUAAAAAUGUACACUUGGACGAGAAAAAUAAACCUUACUCGUGCCUUAUUUGUAACAAAAAGUUUACACAAGCAAGUAAUUUAAAGACACACGAACGAGUUCACACUGGAGAAAAUCCUUAUUCCUGUAAAACAUGUAAAAAAGAGUUUAAUACAUCGACUUCCUUAAAUCGUCAUAAACUAACUCACACAGGAGCGAAACCUUACUCGUGCGAUUUAUGUAAUUAUAAAUGUAGACAAGCAUACAAUAUGAAAGUUCAUAAGCGUUCACACUCAGGGAUUAAACUUUACCCGUGUGUAGUGUGUAAAAAAGGGUUCUCGAGCUCAAGUCAUUUAAGGAAACAUGAAUUCAUUCACACUGGAGAGAGACCUUAUUCCUGCGAAACAUGUCAGAUGACGUUUACAAGUUCUACUAGCUAUAAAAGACAUAAAGACGCUUAUACGAGUAACAAGCCUAACAACUGCAAAAUCUGUCACAAGAAAUUCCGUUCUCCAAGAACUUUCAAAGAACAUAUUGAAAGUGUACACUGAGAAAUUAACCACAUUAAUUUGCCACAAGGAAUUCAUUUAUGCAAGAAGUUUCAAGAGACAUAAUGAAAAAGUACAGUGAAAAAUUGAUCUAUUUCUACGUACCUAGUUCAAAAGAGUCCAAAAACCUUUCGCCAUCAUGCACGGAGAAAACGGAAAUGUACCCAAAACGUUUCUAAAACCUAAUUCACGAAACUAAGCAACGCAAAAGGAGAAUCGUUGAGUAAAUUUUAAUUUAUGUUUAUUCUCGAGUAUUAUUAAAUUGAUUUUUAUGUUCUGAAUGGUCGGGAAAUCCAACUGUACAUAUUUAGUUACUCAACAUCUGCCAUUUAAAACAGUUUACGUUAAUUUAUAUAGAUAACAAUAUACACUAUAAUAUACUAGCUUAUAUCUAAAAUAGGCCCUUGAGGCAUUGUACCAAGGAUGCCGGCGGCAUUUCCUCGUUGUAUCGCAAUACUGAUACGUUGUGCGAGGAAGCCGCCAGCUCUUCGGUCACCAGUUACGUCAAGACGUUUCGCGAUUUCUCCAAAAAACUUGAGCGCGCUGGGACCCCAUGGACCUAGAGUUCCAACGCCAAAUGGUACAAAAUGGUACUCUCUACCGAGGCUCUUAAAUUUUUUUUUAUGUAGAUAUACUUAUUAAAAUAAAAAACCUUUAAGUAACAUUUUCUUAAUAGAUUUAAUGCGACCAAGAUUUGUAAUAAAUAAUAACAACUACGAUUAAAUAAAUAAAUUGGAUU
This is a messenger RNA of Cydia pomonella (codling moth), 3593 nucleotides long. Its product is annotated as zinc finger protein 664-like. Gene Ontology annotation, cellular component: nucleus. The coding region runs from base 1661 to 2857 and encodes 398 amino acids. Lineage: Eukaryota; Metazoa; Arthropoda; Insecta; Lepidoptera; Tortricidae. Gene Ontology annotation, biological process: regulation of transcription by RNA polymerase II. The record is from RefSeq and is a predicted model, not a curated record. The transcript has 3 exons. Gene Ontology annotation, molecular function: DNA-binding transcription activator activity, RNA polymerase II-specific; RNA polymerase II cis-regulatory region sequence-specific DNA binding.